GAAAUGUUUCGGAAUUACCAAACAAAACAUUCUGAUUGAUCCAACUGAAAGUUUUAGGUACUUAGUUCAUUAACAUUUUCCAUAUUUCAGCUUUUUGUGUCUCCAAGUUUGUCUUGUAAAACUAUUUCCUAUCCAGCUCUCCCCUACUCUACUUCCUCCAAGAACACAAAAUUAAAUCUGGCCCUAAUACAUAUCACAUCUUCGUACCAAGACAUUACUACUCCAGGUCUCCAGUCCCAUGAGCGAAGAUGAUGCAUUGGCACAUGAUUCUGUACUAGAUAACACCAGAUGCCUUUGACAUGGUAUUGUCUAACUUACAUAUGAAUGUUGUGCUCUGUAGAGAAAUGGGAAGGCUUCAAGGGAGUGCUGCUUGCCAACCCCUUUCCAUAUGAUGACAUUUCUUCCAAAGGGAACCCUAGAUUCCAUCAUUAUAAAGCACGGCUGCAUCUCCCCAUAUGCUUAAAUAACACAAUUACUAUUUCAAUCUAUUUUUAAAGCUUCUAGGUGGAUAUCUACACUUUAUUUUCUAAACAUAAUAAUGUUUUGGGUUGCUUUUAUUAAUGGAGAUCCUGACAGGGCAUUUGUACAGCUCGUUGACUAUAGCUGCUAAUGAAUACAAAAGGAAAAACAAAGCCAGCUACUGACAGACAAUAUUAACUACUUUAAUGUAAAUUAUUAUUAGUUCUUGUCAUCGUAUAUAUGACACAGCAUUAAACAACUCUUUUACUUGCGCAGGCAUCUGAGCAAUAUUUUGUCUUCUAUGUGUUUAUGGCAGGCAGCAUCUCUCAGAUAGGGUAUGACUAUCCAGCAGCCCUCAUUCAAGCAAGACUCUCAUUGACUUCUGAGAUAAUUUUGUGUGCAGGACCAGUCCUUACUUUCUCUCCUACAGGUAGAGGAUCUUGGGGUUUUCCUUUUGUUCAUCACAGAUAUUUAGUUUUACCUUUCUGACUUCUUUCAGCACUUGUUGGCGAGGAUGCUAACAGGCGGGCAAGUAUUAUCCUUGGGGGAUAGUCACAGUAAAUUGCAAGAAAAGUCAUAGUCUGAUCAGUAGUGGGGGAUGCCAAGUCCAUGAAACCAUAGUGGAAAAAUACUUAAAUAGAUCAUGUUACUUCAUGUGGCUUGCUUUAAUUUGCAAGUAUACUGUUCUCAGCCAUAUCCUACAUAUAUUUAAAAGACCUGUUGUCGCCCCUGUAGAUUCACUGCAGCAGCAAAUAAAAGCGGGUACUGUGGGUCCUCUGAUGUUCUUUCUAGAAAAGCAGCAAGAGCACAGCACUGCAGAGUUGCCUCAAUAAAGCAAUUAAGAUAGCUUCCUGACUUCCUUCUCCAAACCAAGAAGAAGGUGGAAACAGUUACUGUUGUGUGACUAACUAUUCGUGUCUGACUUCUCACAGUAGCCCUGGUAGUUUAUACUUUAACUUGGCAGCUUUUUAAGGCUGUCAGUGAAAUUAUUUCAGCCGGUUACUAUCACAUUGCAUGUGCAAAAAUCCUGCAAGCUCAUAACUCAUAUAUUUUUUUAAAUAUAAAUAGAAUCUAUGAUUCCUGUGAUAGCCAUGAUAAACAGCUCUAAUUAUCCCUGACUGGCAGAGUGGGUUUCAUCAAAGCAUGCACAAUUAUUAUUUGUCUGACUGCAAUGCCCAUGAGCCCAAAUAAUGUCCUGAAACCACACUGUGCAAGCCACUAUAUGAAACAUGGUCCCCGCAACAAACAGCUUACAGCUGAAGUCUAAAACAAGACAUACAUAGUAAAGAACAAAGAAACAAUGAGUCAGUUCAAUAGGCUGUAGUUGUAGCAUAUCAUCAACUUGAAUCUUUUUCAAGUUCUUUACAAGCAUCAAAGCAAAAGAGAGUUUUAAGGAGGGAUUUGAAGAAAGAAAAAGAGGUAGCCAUGGACAUUUGCAGGAAGCUCAAGCUAGCUAUGAGCAGGAGCAUGAGAGAAAGCAUGAAAGUAUUUGAAAAUCUAUGAAGUGGGUGAUGGAAGCAGGGGAUGAAGUGGGUGCCACAGGCUAAUUAGAGGUGUGAACUGGUAUCUUAGUACAGAAUGAGAGACAGUAGACAGGAAGGGAUAGACUGUGAAGGACUCUGAAUAUGAAGAACAGUAGCUCAAGUUUGAUCAUGGGCUUUUUUCGAGCGUCUCAUCUUGUAUAUUUGUUUUGACCUCACAUAUUAUUCUAUUAACCUGACACCAGACAAAUCUUAAGCCCUAUCUAUUCCAAUUGAAGUCAGUAAUAAAGCUUCAGUGGGAACAGGAGCAGGCCUUUAGUCUCAGCCACCUCUACUCAAAUUGAGUAAUGUUUUUCUUGUAAAGAUCCACUCAGGACAAGUAAUGAUGGCAGACUUGGGCUUUUCAUGCCAGGUGCAGAUAUUGGAGAGUCCUCCUCUACAGAUAUAGGAUUUUUUUGGUUGGCUCGUUUUUGGUUUUCUGAUUUAUAUUGUUUUCCAGAUCUUCCUCUGCAGCUUUCUAAUCAUUGUUGUCAAAUAAAAUGUAAACUCCUGAAAUUGUACAUCCCCGAAAAAUAAGAAAACAGACUUUCAGUCCAGCCUUGUGAUGCAUCUCAUCUUCACUCAGUAUUCCAUAAAGGGUUGUGUCUGGGUGACAAGACAAUCCUUUAAAAAUGAAAAAGUUCACGCUCUUUGAUUUUGUAAAUGAUAAUUCACUGCAAAUUGGAGAGACCUCAUGGAUACAGGAUCUUCCUAAGGAUGACGGUGAACUAGAAAGGCUUCUGAAGCUAAAUGAACAUGUGCUAGUAAACUGGCCUGUGGGAGAAAGAAAGACAGAGAAUCAUCUUGUUAAAGUUAUAUACAUGAGUGAUGACCCUCAAGAGCUGGUUGAAAUGAUGCAAAAGAUAUUGCAGGCAGAUGAAAUCACAAAAAUACAAGUGCUUGGAAAAGGCAAGAGAAAGAGGAUUGAGAUGAUAUUCUCAGAGAGUGAAGACAGUGACCUGGAUAAAGAGCAGGGGAAAAUUAUGAAGAGUAUAAAAAGAAAGAAAUCAUUGCAGGCCUCUGCCUCUGCCAACAUCCUGAGUCAGCUUGAAACAUCUUUAAUUAACAAGCAGAGAGAACCAUAUUCUGGAAAUGCCUUUCUGUACAGUGAAAGCAGCAGUGAUGAUGAAGAACCCUUGUUUCAACUAUCCAAAGUGGAACUGUGCGCCAAAAUAAAAAGUCUAAAAAGGAAGUUGACAGACACAAUGAGAGAAAACUGCCGUCUCAGGCAGUCAUUGGUCAUGCUUCAAGUGUUGCCACAGGCAGUAACACAUUUUGAGGAACUGGUAGGUAUGGCUGAGGCACUGCUUAAAGGAGGAGUGACCACAUCUACAUCCAGCCUUCAUUCACAGACUGUCUGGAAAGCAUCCAGCAAUUCUUUAGCAGAUUCAUACACAACCAUCCACAGUAACUCAAAUUCACCAAUAGCUUUAAAUGUGGAGGACGAAGAGCAACAGACUGAGAAACAGUUUAAAAUUGAAAAAUGGCAGAUUGCCCUUUGUAAUAAGAGCAAACCUCAGAAGUUUAUAAAUGAUUUGAUGCAAGCACUUUAUACACAUGAGUAUAUGGCCACGCACAGUCUAACAGGGGCAAAGUCCUCCUCUUCAAAGGAUAAAGCAGCAAAACCAGCUAUGAAUCAGAAUGAAGUUCAGGAAAUAAUAGGAAUCACAAAGCAGUUGUUUCCAAAUACAGAUGAUGCUUUAAUUAGGAGAAUGAUGGGACAAAAGUUAAACAAUUGCACCAAGAAGCCAAUUAUAAGCAAAGAUAACUCAGUUACUUUUCAGAAGCAUACCUUUUGUUUAGAUAUGAAUUGUCUCAACCGUGGCUUACCUGCUGCUCCUCCCAGUACUCAGGGCACCAUCCCUUCAGCUCCUCUUCCCGGCACACAAGAUCAGCAGGAUGAUGAUUCACCAGCUCCUCCUUCUAACACGCAAGUUCAGCAAGGUGACAGUUCUCUGGCUCCUUCAUCUCCUACGCUGCAAGCUCAGCAGGGCAGUUUCAAACCAGCUCCUUCCAGCAUGGAGUCUCACCAAGGCAGAAGUUCUCUGGUUUUUCCUUCCAGCCAGGUUGCAGACAGGAUCUCAGGAACUCAGACAAGGAGUAAAAGUGAACCCUUGCAGCACUUCAGAAAGGCCAUGGAUAUUGGGGACACUAGAAAACAGGUAGGCAGUAAUGAUACUUAAUGGUGUGUUCAGAUGCUUGCAACAGUAAGCUAGGAUACUGCAAGUGGAAUAGAGGUUUUGGAACAAUUUUCUGAUGCUUGAUGAAAUUCCCACAGUAUAGAAAAAAUUCAAGGCACUUCAAUAUAUUCAGAUAUAAGAGAUUAUUAAAUACGUGCAUGUUAUACUGUAGUUCAGAACAUAACUUGUUCCAAAAUAAAACAAAGGUUCCCCUGUAAUCAAAUAAAAGGCACAUUAUUUAAGAUAAAUAUAAAUUCAAGAAAAAUGUUAUGGCCUUGCAUUCAUGUCAAUAACAAAUGAAAAGCCUGCUAUAGGUAUCUUUAGUCUUUCAAACAGAAAUUUUUUUAUUAUGAUAUAAAGGGACACAGAUUUGAAACUUGAUCAGUAAAUAAAAUGCAGGUUGUAUCCAAUAAAGUGUUAGGCUGACAUAGGGCAAGAAAACAAGACCUUAGUGAUGCUGUUGAAUUGGAAAGCAGGUUGUAUUUUGGGGAGAUGCAACUGCCCUACAAAGGGAGGAAUAGGAGAAGAAGAAAAGUCUCUUUUUUGCCCCGAAGGAGUUGGGAAGGUACUCGUGUUCCUUUUGGCUUGUAGGCCUGUUAUGACCUGGGAUAGGCUUUCUCUAGAGAGAGUGUGGAGAGAAAGAUCAUCUGGACUCUGAGGAGAACUGGAGCAGGGUGAGAUAGCCCAUAGUGGGCAGAGGGAGGGAGCUGUGGCAGGCAGUGCAAGUAGGCUAAAGGUAGCUUUUUUAGAGAUGCUUUUUUGCAGGUGAUAGGCUAAGCCUGUUUUCUGUAAUACCAGCUCCCUGGAAUAAAUAUUUUAAAACAUCAGACCACCCUGGUCUAAAUAGGACUGUAGGUGGGCAAGAAUAGAUGCAAGAGUACCUUUUAUCUCAGGGGAGAGAGUGUAGGUCUGAGACAUUUCUGGAGGGCCACAGUCAUGGCUUCUUGAGGCCUCUUUCCUAUUGGUUUUUAGAUGACUCGCAAGUCUUAAAUAUAUCUUUCUCACUAAGCAUGAGAAUGAGGGAUUCUGCUCUAGUUUACCUGAACAAGGUCAGGGGGAAUCUGAUAAUAGUCUACAAACACUUGGAGGAUGGAAAUAUGAAUGACACAAAUUAAUUAUUUAGACUGGUUAAAGAGAUAUACAUAAUAGGAUGAAAUUGAGAGAAUAUUUAGAGUUAAUGUCAGGAAAAAAUGCAUUGAAGGUCUGAUGCAUGAGGCUGCAAAAUAAUCUAAGGGGAGUACUGAGUGCUAUUAGCCCUAUUUAUAAGACACAGCACUAAUAAAUGCACUAUGGAAAAGAUUCUUGCAUGGGCAGGGGUAUAAACUAAAUGAUCUAAUACAGGGGAGAGCAAAAUGUGGCCUGGGGGCCAGAUGCGGCCUGCCAGGCAAUUCUAUUCAGCCCAUGGGGCCCCUAAAAAAUUUA
Messenger RNA from Gavialis gangeticus (Gharial), 5581 nucleotides. RefSeq names its product BEN domain containing 6 (gene BEND6). Gene Ontology annotation, molecular function: transcription corepressor activity; DNA binding. Gene Ontology annotation, biological process: positive regulation of neuron differentiation; negative regulation of Notch signaling pathway. NCBI's taxonomy places the organism in Eukaryota, Metazoa, Chordata, Crocodylia, Gavialidae. The coding region runs from base 2612 to 4162 and encodes 516 amino acids. Gene Ontology annotation, cellular component: nucleus. The transcript has 9 exons. The record is from RefSeq and is a predicted model, not a curated record.